GACAAAAGAGAUUAACAAAUGACAAUACCAAUAGUUGUAAAAAACCUGUAUCUAUAUCUAUAAAUAUUUACCUGCAGAUCCACCUGGGGUUAGGGUUUUUUCUCAAUCCCCAACAUGCCCAAUUCAUCUGAUAUCAAAGACCCAAUUCCCAUUCAAUCAAGCCCUCAAUUUGAAGAUUCCCAACAACCACCCCAACAUCUUUCUCCAAUCUUGGAACACAAAGUUGAAGAUAAUGGUGGAUUAAAAGAAAAUGAUAUGCUUUUGGAAAUAGGUCCAAAUGUUGAGAAAUCUGAUAAUGUUGUAUUAAGAAAGCUUUUGCGUGGACCGAGGUAUUUUGAUCCUCAGGAUAAUAACUGGGGAAAUUGCUCUAAUUGCGGUGAAGCUGGUCAUACAGUUGCUAAAUGUACGGCGGCUAAACGGAAGAAGCCGUGUUUUGUAUGUGGAAGUUUGGACCACAAUGCAAAGAAAUGCAGGCAGGGAAAGGGUUGUUACAUAUGCAAAAAAAGUGGUCAUCGUGCAAAAAACUGCCCAGAAAAAUCUAUUGCAGGAUUGCAAAACGCUAAAUUAUGUUUAAAGUGUGGUGAUUCAGGGCAUGAAAUGUUCACAUGCAAUAGUGCAUACUCCUUGGACGACCUCAAGGAAGUGCAAUGUUACAUUUGCAAAGAUUUUGGGCAUCUUUGUUGUGUUGACUAUGGUGAAGGUCCAAGCGAAGUUUCUUGUUACAGAUGUGGUCAGUUGGGCCAUAUUGGUUUGGAAUGUACGAGUACUGGUGCCAAAGCAAAUGCACGUGCACAUGUAGAGACAACCAAUACAGCAUCACCUCGUUCUUGCUAUAAAUGCGGAGGGGAAGGCCAUAAGGCACGCAAAUGUAAAACUUCAGCUAAGAAGCGAAAGAGGAAUACUGCCAAGGAUGAUCAUUUAAAAGGUUACAAUGAUUAUGUAGGCGUUAAGUCUGCACCUCAUGAGCUAGGUGAGGCUCGUAAGAGGAAUAAAAGGCAACAUGGACACUCGCCUUCACCUCAACCCAAGCGAAGGGGCGGGUGGAUCAAUGAAGAGACUGUGCACUACAACAUUGGUACCCAAUGGGGACCUCCUUCAACACAACGUGGAGACUCGGCUUCAUCUCAACCAAUGUCUAGGGGUGGAUGGAUAAAUGAACAUCUUGGUGACCGUUACAAUGGUGCCCAUUGGGGACCUCCAACACAAAAUGGAUACUCAACUUCAUCUCAACAGAAUCAUCGGGGUGGGUGGAUCGAUAAAGAUCUUGAUAACCAUUACAACACUGCCGAGUGGGGAUCUCCUUCAACACCAGCUAGGUAUAGAUCUUAUAAUAGUUUUCAUGAAAAUCAUAGUGCUAGUAGUUAUGGGUCGGGUUUUCAUUAUGAAGCUUCAAGUUCUAAUGGAUACCAACAUAAAUCCUCUUCAUCCAGAUUUGGCAAUUCAAGUAAUCAUAGAAGGGGAGAAUAUGAUUGGGAUUACUAGUCUUGGGGGAAAGAUGUAAUAUCGUUUUACAUGAUUAGGAAUUGAAAGUCUUUUGUUGUAUCAUCGGUGCCGAUGUGUUUUCUUUUUAAGUUUUAACAUGUUCAUUUUAACUUUAAUCAUUCUGGAAUCAGCAAUCCUGUAGUUUUUCAUAGUAUUAUAUGGUUUUGGACACAAGAAAUAGAGUUGGAAAUUUAUGGCA
This is a messenger RNA of Erigeron canadensis, 1681 nucleotides long. RefSeq lists its product as uncharacterized. The record is from RefSeq and is a predicted model, not a curated record. The coding region runs from base 115 to 1482 and encodes 455 amino acids. Gene Ontology annotation, molecular function: zinc ion binding; nucleic acid binding. NCBI's taxonomy places the organism in Eukaryota, Viridiplantae, Streptophyta, Magnoliopsida, Asterales, Asteraceae. The transcript is spliced from 7 exons.